CCCCCCACGACGCAACCCAACUUCACAUACGUACGCGUCCAGCUCGUCUUAUACCAUACACAAAUUAAUGAGAGAACCGGUUGCUACUCUUAAAGAAUGGAGAGACAGACAGUAUAAAGAAACAAUCGAUUUUUCCUCAUUAACGUCAACGCAUUAAACGGCUUCUUCUUCUUGUCCUUGUCUGUGGUUUUUGUGUCAAAGGGACUUUUGGGUUACUUUAUUUAUAAGUUCGUUAAUUUCUGAUCACAGGCCCAAAAGUUGCCUUUGCCUCUCUAACCAUAUCCACCUCCCUCCAUUAUCAUAGCCACCUACCCCAACUAAUUGCCAAAUCAAGAAACUCAAGGAGAAAAUAAAGAAUACUGUAACUAUUAGAGAAUCCAAAGCAUCGAAUGAUGAGAAGGAAUACUCCUUUUCUUGAUUUGUGUGCUUGUUUAUGUAUUUUUCCUACCUCUGAACUGGCCCUUUUGGGAUCAUUGUGACAAAUAGCUUGCACGUGCUGAUUUCAGAAUUUCGGGACUUGCUAUUGAGGAUUUCUGAAGUGAGUUAUUCGUUGGUUUUAUUAGCUGGGAUUGUUUAACACCACGUUGACAUGUGGAGGGACCCUGGAGCUCCUGCUGAUGAGUUCUAUCAGGUUCGGCCUGAAUGUACUGAUGUUCCCAAAAGCAAGUUUCGAAUCAAGGCUGGAAAGACAUUAAGUGUGCGGAAAUGGCAGGCUGCAUUUACUCCAGAAGGGCAACUUGAUAUAGGCAAAACACUUAGUCGCAUUUAUCGUGGGGGUAUCCAUCCUUCAAUUAGAGGUGAAGUUUGGGAGUUCCUAUUGGGUUGUUAUGAUCCUAAGAGCACAUUUGAUGAGCGAGACGAGAUUCGGCAAAGUCGUAGGGCAAAAUAUGCCUCAAUUAAAGAAGAGUGCCGGCAAAUGUUUCCUUUGAUUGGAAGUGGUAGGUUUAUCACAGCACCUGUAAUCACCGAAGAUGGUGAGCCUAUUCAAGAUCCUAUAGUACUUCAACAGAUGGAUUUGGACCCGGCAUUAAUAAUGCCACAAAAUGAUGCUGUUGGUCACAAUCCACGAGACAAGAAAGUAAUUCAAUGGAAACUUACACUACAUCAAAUAGGUCUGGAUGUUGUUCGGACUGACAGGACAUUAGUAUUUUACGAGAAGCAAGAAAACUUGUCAAAGCUUUGGGAUAUUCUAGCUGUUUAUGCCUGGUCUGAUGCAGAUGUUGGCUAUUGUCAAGGAAUGAGUGAUCUUUGCUCCCCUAUGAUAAUGCUUCUGGAAGAUGAAGCAGAUGCAUAUUGGUGCUUUGAUCGUCUAAUGCGGAGAUUGCGAGGAAAUUUCAGAUGCACAGAGAGCUCUGUUGGUGUGGAGACACAGCUCAGCAAUCUAGCUUCGAUUACUCAAGUUAUUGAUCCCAAGCUUCAUCAGCACUUAGAAACCCUUGGCGGAGGUGAUUAUCUGUUUGCUUUCCGCAUGCUUAUGGUUUUGUUUCGUAGAGAGUUCUCCUUUUGCGAUUCUUUAUACCUAUGGGAGAUGAUGUGGGCCCUGGAGUAUGACCCAGACAUGUUCUCUAUGUAUGAGGAACCUGAAUCUGCUGCUGAAAAAUCUGAGGGAUCUAAAGGAAAAGUGAAGUCAAGACGCCAGUGUGGAAAGUACGAGAGAGAUAACAUGAAAAAUGGGGGCAAAAAUGAUGAAGCGCCUCUUCCGAUUUCUAUUUUUCUUGUAGCGAGUGUCCUCAAAGAUAAAAGUUCCAAGUUGUUGACGGAAGCUCGAGGUCUAGAUGACGUUGUUAAGAUUCUGAACGACAUGACUGGAAACUUAGAUGCAAAGAAGGCCUGUACUGGUGCUAUGAAACUUCACAAGAAGUAUCUGAAGAAGGCCAAGAAGCCAUGAUAGUGCAUGCAACAAUAGUUUUGAUAUUCAGAAGGCAUAAAUAUCCGUGCCGUAUACUUUUGAGCAUUUUCAAGAAAGAGCAGAUGAAAUUGCAGUCUGCAGUUUGGUUUAGAUUAGAGUGUCAAUUGUACAUUUUUCUAUCGGUACAGUCUUAAGGGUAUUAUCAAUUGUGUACACAUCCCACGGCACGGAUGCAUCUGAUUGAAAAUGCGUUUGGAAGAAAAUUUUUUUUUUUAUUCUCGUCACACCUCCUCAAUAUUCUUAUUCUUAUACCAUAUUCAUCUAAGGGUGGUGGGUGUAUUGCUCGUGUGGAGCGAGCUAAGUUGUAGCUUUUGUAAAACUCUGAUGAAAUGCAAAACAUUUAAGAAAAGAUUUGGUUGGUA
Molecule: messenger RNA, 2271 nt
Organism: Coffea eugenioides
Lineage: Eukaryota; Viridiplantae; Streptophyta; Magnoliopsida; Gentianales; Rubiaceae
Product: TBC1 domain family member 15-like
Exons: 13
Coding region: 590-1888 (432 amino acids)
Biological process (GO): activation of GTPase activity
Molecular function (GO): GTPase activator activity
Source: RefSeq, a predicted model, not a curated record